CAGUAGGUGUCGCUAGAGGGCAUGCAGCAGCAGCAGCAGCGCCAUCGAUCAAAGGGGAGAUAAACACAAGUUGAUAAAAACUCUCCAAACUCCGAAGUUGUCCGAGCAACGAUGGAGGAGCGAAGCACCUUUAAGAUUCCUGUUUAAAAAACCCACACAAGCUGGCCACCGUCUGCAUUUAAAUACGCCGUACUAUAUAUAUAUAUAUAUAUAUAUAUGGCUGGUGGUAACCAACAGAACGAAAUACUGAACCUUCCGCAACUGAUGCCAAUUAUUUAAAAUGAAAUAAGAAUUAUGUAAAACACAGACAAGCUCUCAAAGCAUUCUCUUUGAUGCUGUCUUCCAUCUCUUGAAAUAUUUCGUUUGUAAACUUUACCAGGAGGAGAAGGAAUAUUCAUUCUUGCCAAUCUUCUAAUUUACUAGACUUUUGUGAAGAAUUACUUGCUGGCUUUAGUUUGUUUGUUAGAAUUAUUCGGUUUGUGUGUGGUUGUUGUUUUAUUCAUGUUUUAAGGUAAAUCAAUUUUAUUUUGUUCUUAACUUCAUUUAAAUUUUGUUAAGAUGUUUUGGGAGAGGAGCAACGGGGAAAAAUAACUUUUAGGUAGAUCUACACUUGUAUUCUUGAUGUUGCUCAAGGACUCGCACCUUACUAAGUUACUUUUUUACCUCAGUUUGUUUGUUUGUUUGUUUGGAGAUGCAUAAAAAGUAAUUUUUUCUCUCCCCUUCUCGUUUAACAAGUAAGCAAACAUCUCCUGUAGUCAUAAAUAUAUUUAUAAAUGGUGGUGUAUGUUCGUAAUGGAGUCUAAAGUAGUAGAUGCCCAAAACCAGCAUUCAGCAGCAGUUGGUAACAGUUCUAGGAACAGCAAUAGUAGUAGUGGUAAUACAACUGCUUCUGCCACUAGUAGUAGUAGUAGUAGUAACAACAGCAAUAGUAGUAGUGGUGGUAAUAAUAGCAAUAAUGUUGGUAUAAACAACAAUAGUUCUUUGGGAUGUCCCCCGAACAACAGUGUCAGCAGUAGUAACAUGAAUAAUAACAACAACAACAACAGCCGUACCACCACCACAAAUAAUUCUGUAACAAACCAAACUAACAGCUGCAACAAGAAAAACCGGGAAGUUAUCAAUAAUUCUGAUGACCAAUGCUCGACUAUUUCUUCAAGUAAGAUCGAUAACGUGUGUUCGUCUUCGGACUUAGUAAACACGGCCCGCAGCAAUGCAACUCCUUCGAAGUUACAAAAACCAAAAAGUGACUCAAACCAAACGGAUUGUAAUAUACGGGAAUCUGUGGACGAUAAUUGUGAAAGCUCAUCCUCUGUUACAAACCUAUUUUCGUCGGUUUCGGGAUUCUCUCAGUUGCAUCCAACUGCUUCAAAUGAUGCCACACACCUAAACUCUUGUUUCAACCACUGCACAAAUACUUCAUCUGUAUCAAACUCGAAUCCUUGUUCCUAUUCAGUGCCUUUUUCUGAUUCGAACACACACCGUCCGAUAAGUGGAGGAGCAGCUGCGAACCCAUCGCUAUCCCGCGCUGCUGGCAAUUCAAGCACAAGCGGGGGCCCUUAUAACUGGCAGGCCUCCAAGAUAUCUGUCCGAGAACGACUGGCUUACCUCUACAACAAUGAUGUUAUGAGCGAUGUAAAGUUCCGUGUUGGCAAGUCUCCUGACUCGCAGAUAAUCCCAGCGCACAAGUUUGUACUCUCUGUUGGCAGUGCUGUCUUCGAUGCUCUUUUCAACUGGAUGAAAACCAGUAACUACACACACGAAAACCUGAUUGAUAUUCCUGAUGUGGAGCCGAGCGCCUUCUUGGCUUUGUUGCGAUUCCUCUAUUGCGACGAAGUCCAAAUUAAUCCCGAAACCGUCAUGACGACUCUGUAUGCUGCUAAAAAAUACUCUGUGCCAGCACUGGAGAAGGAAUGUGUUGAGUUUUUGAAAGGUAACCUCUCCAGUGACAAUGCCUUUUUGUUGCUCAGCCAAGCGAGACUGUUUGAUGAGUCACAUUUAGCUUCACUCUGUCUGGAAACUAUUGAUAAAAAUACUUCGGAGGCCCUCGCGGCUGAAGGCUUCACAGAUAUAGAUCUCGACACAAUGGCCGUAGUUCUUGAAAGGGACUCUUUAGGAAUCCGUGAAUGCAAGCUGUUCACGGCGGUUUGUCGUUGGGCUGAAGCAGAAUGUCUCCGACAAAAUCUGACAGUUACGCCAGCUAACCAAAGGAAGGUUCUUGGUAAGGCACUUCACCUUAUCAGAUUCCCACUGAUGUCUGUUGAGGAGUUUGCUAGGGACUCUGCUCAAUCUGGUAUCCUUUUAGAUAGAGAAGUUGUAGAUCUUUUCCUAUACUUUAUCAGUUCAAAACCAACCUCCAGCUUUUCAGAUGUGCCCCGUUGCAGUUUGACUGGCAAAGAACAAGUGAUAUCACGUUUCUGUCAAAUUGAGAGCCGAUGGGGUUACAGCGGUACAAGUGAUAGAAUCAGGUUUAUGGUGAACCGAAGAAUUUUUGUUGUUGGGUUUGGUCUCUAUGGGAGUAUACAUGGCCCCACGGAUUAUUUAGUCACCAUUGAAUUACUUCAUGCCGACACAGGUAAAGUUCUGGGCCAAAAUAAUGGCACUUUCCAUUGUGAUGGAUCUACCUCAACCUUCAGAGUCUUAUUUAAGAAACCACUGGAAGUGUUACCAAAUGUCAAUUAUACAGCAUGCACCACUUUAAAAGGUCCUGAUUCUUAUUAUGGCUCCCGAGGUCUGCGCCGAGUAACUCAUGAGACUGUUUCAAGUGGCAAAGUUACUUUUCAGUUCACCUAUGCAACUGGCAAUAACAAUGGCACAUCUAUAGAAGACGGACAGCUUCAAAGUAUUAUCUUGUCUAUUGAGCACAUCACUCAUUUACUCAAUCCUGAACCAGUAUUAAUUUGUGAGGAUAAAGAACAACAAUAUCUUGCGAAUACUGAAGAAAUCUCCUCUCAUCCCAGCCUCUAUAUCUUUUUGAUACAUUUUAAUCCAAAUCCCUGUAACUCUCACAACUAG
This is a messenger RNA of Octopus bimaculoides (California two-spot octopus), 3012 nucleotides long. Its product is annotated as BTB/POZ domain-containing protein 2. Gene Ontology annotation, cellular component: P-body; cytosol. The record is from RefSeq and is a predicted model, not a curated record. Gene Ontology annotation, molecular function: protein binding. NCBI's taxonomy places the organism in Eukaryota, Metazoa, Mollusca, Cephalopoda, Octopoda, Octopodidae. Gene Ontology annotation, biological process: neurogenesis.